Messenger RNA from Durio zibethinus, 2730 nucleotides. It is a transcript of the gene ABA1, whose product is annotated as zeaxanthin epoxidase (ZEP) (ABA1). Lineage: Eukaryota; Viridiplantae; Streptophyta; Magnoliopsida; Malvales; Malvaceae. Gene Ontology annotation, biological process: abscisic acid biosynthetic process. Gene Ontology annotation, molecular function: zeaxanthin epoxidase activity; FAD binding; protein binding. The record is from RefSeq and is a predicted model, not a curated record. Gene Ontology annotation, cellular component: membrane; chloroplast.
CAAGUUGUUCAAUGGCAAGAAAGCUAAAGUAUUUUCAACACCACCACAGAAAAUAUGAACGUCGGUCAGAUAUUUCUUCCCAAGAUAGUGCGGUGGGAAUUUCAGAUUCUGCCACAUGGCAAUUGGAAUCUCCAUGAUUGUUGCAGCACAAUUCUUUACAUUCAGGUUCAUGAGUGAUUGGCUUAUAAUUGUUCUCACUUCCCUCUCAUUCUCUCUUUGUCCCUCUGUUCUGUCCAGUUUCCAAUUGGGAAAUCUGUUCAAUUUGCUUUCUUUCUUACCUUCCCUAGCUUUACUUUUUUGAAAACCGAAAGUGUUUUCCUCUGACAGAAAGAAAAUCAAAUUUCUUGUUUUUGUUUAUUUGAACCAACAAACGAGGACUUGAAAGUUGAAAAGUCUGUUUUUUUUUUGGUAAAACAAUGGCUGCAACUUUGUUUCAAAAGCCUUCAGCAAUUGUUUUCACGGGUACCCAGUUUCCAGUUUCCAUCUCUAAGUAUAUUCCAUUAGAAUCCUCGCCUUGUAUACAUUGUAAUUAUCAAUUUAGAAGCAACGCAGGUAACCAAAAGAAGGGACUUGUACAAGUCAAAGCUACAGUAGCAGCUGGAACCCAAGGUGUUUCAAAGACAAGUGAGAAGAAUGAAUUUGAUGGGAAUCAAUUGGAGAAGAAGAAGCUGAGGAUAUUGGUUGCUGGGGGUGGUAUUGGAGGAUUGGUUUUUGCAUUGGCUGCAAAAAAGAAAGGUUUUGAUGUGUUGGUGUUUGAGAAGGAUUUGAGUGCUAUAAGAGGUGAGGGGCAAUAUAGGGGUCCAAUUCAGAUACAAAGCAAUGCAUUGGCUGCUUUAGAGGCUAUUGAUAUGGAAGUUGCUGAGAAAGUUAUGGAGGCAGGGUGCAUCACUGGAGAUAGAAUUAAUGGAUUGGUUGAUGGGGUUUCCGGUACUUGGUACAUCAAGUUUGAUACUUUCACCCCUGCAGCAGAAAGGGGGCUUCCAGUUACAAGAGUUAUUAGUAGGAUGACUUUGCAAGAAAUCCUGGUUCAUGCAGUUGGCCAAGACAUAAUUUUUAAUGAGAGCAAUGUUGUUGAUUUUGAGGAUGAUGGACAUAAGGUUACUGUGGUACUGGAAAAUGGAAUGCGCUAUGAAGGUGAUCUUCUUGUUGGAGCUGAUGGAAUAUGGUCGAAGGUGAGGAAGAACUUGUUUGGGCCAAAUGAUGCUGUAUACUCGGGCUACACUUGCUACACUGGUAUUGCAGAUUUUGUGCCUGCUGAUAUUGAGUCUGUUGGGUACCGUGUAUUUUUGGGACACAAGCAGUACUUUGUUUCCUCAGAUGUUGGUGCUGGAAAGAUGCAGUGGUAUGCAUUUCACAAGGAGCCAGCUGGUGGUGUGGAUAGCAAUGGUAAAAUGGAGAGACUACUUAAAAUAUUCGAGGGUUGGUGUGAUAAUGUGAUAGAUUUGUUACUUGCUACUGAUGAAGAUUCAAUUCUUCGGCGUGACAUAUAUGACCGAACACCCUCGCUAACUUGGGGAAGGGGGCGUGUAACCUUGCUUGGGGAUUCUAUCCAUGCAAUGCAGCCAAAUAUGGGUCAAGGGGGAUGUAUGGCCAUUGAGGACAGUUACCAAUUAGCAUUGGAACUUGAUAAGGGAUGGAAACAAAGUGUUGAGUCAAGGACUUCUAUUGAUAUUGUAUCUUCUUUAAAGAGCUAUGAGAGAGCUAGAAGACUUCGAGUUGCCAUCAUCCAUGGAAUGGCAAGAAUGGCUGCAAUCAUGGCUUCAACUUACAAGGCUUACUUAGGUGUAGGGCUUGGUCCAUUGUCGUUUUUGACCAAAUUUCGGAUCCCGCAUCCAGGAAGAAUUGGUGGCAGAUUUUUUAUCAACUUAGCUAUGCCCUUAAUGCUCAAUUGGGUCUUAGGUGGUAACAGCUCAAAACUUGAGGGUAGGUCCUUAAGUUGCAGACUGUCAGACAAGGCAAGUGACCAAUUGCGAACAUGGUUUGAAGACAAUGAUGCAUUGGAGCGGACUAUCAAUGGAGAGUGGCUUUUGUUGCCAGUUGGAAAUGAAGCAGUUGCCUUGCAACCUAUUUGUUUAAGAAGGGAUGAGAGCAAAACUUUCAUGAUUGGUAAUUUAUGUCUGUCGAUGCUUAAUGGCCAUUGCAGGAGUGAAAAGAAUGAGAAUUUUCCUGGAACUACAGUGGUGAUACCUUCACCGCAGGUAUCCAAAACACAUGCUCGAAUCAGCUAUAAAGAUGGUUCAUUCUUCCUAAUUGAUUUGCAGAGUGAACAUGGGACCUAUAUCCUCCAUGAAGGCAGAAGAUCUAGGGUACCCCCAAGCGUUUCUACUCGUCUUCGUCCCUCAGAUGUUAUUGAGUUUGGAUCCGGUAACAAGCAAUGUGCAGGCAGCCCUCCGGGUAAAGGUUAUGAGAUCGCCUCCAAAGAUUGCUGGGAUGGAAGAUGGUGGAAUUCUUCAGGCAGUUUGAAAAGUUAUGAACCUGUCAUUUUGUGAAUUUAUAGCAUUGUACAGCAUUUAUUUACACUGGUGGAUUAAAUGUCAUAUACCCGUGCUUACCUUCAGGCAGAGCAAGAAUAGGAAAAUGUCAACUUCCAUUCUUUUUGAAAACUAUAUCUCAUUUAUGUUAAGCAGUCAUAUGCAAACAUUUAACGGUAUUUUUCCCCCAAGUGCUUCUUUAGUAAACUUACACCAUAUUUUGAAAAAAAAAAAAAAAAAUCCUCAAUGAAACCUUCAC